This is a messenger RNA of Nematolebias whitei (Rio pearlfish), 3144 nucleotides long. RefSeq names its product TLE family member 3, transcriptional corepressor a (gene tle3a). The transcript has 21 exons. NCBI's taxonomy places the organism in Eukaryota, Metazoa, Chordata, Actinopteri, Cyprinodontiformes, Rivulidae. Gene Ontology annotation, molecular function: protein binding; transcription corepressor activity. The coding region runs from base 543 to 2819 and encodes 758 amino acids. The record is from RefSeq and is a predicted model, not a curated record. Gene Ontology annotation, biological process: negative regulation of canonical Wnt signaling pathway; regulation of DNA-templated transcription. Gene Ontology annotation, cellular component: transcription regulator complex; nucleus.
AGAUAGACGCUUUCACGGCAGUUCAGCCUUGCUGCCUGUGUGUGGCAACCCGGGGUAAAGCUGGACAACAGGGGGAAACGCGAGCUUGUGGAGAGUACCGUGUUACGCUUUUAAAGAACCUCUUCGAGUCAGAAGACAGAUUUUGGGAACGAAUAUGUGUAAUUUUUCCCCGUUUUUUUGGAGGGAUUAACCAGCCACAGACGGGGCGCGUUCCUUGGAGGUUGAACGCUGAAGAAUAAAGAGGUUUAAUCGAGCCCGACCGCACCGAAUUCUCUCCCCCAGUCUGGCUGGGUGCGCUCUGGAGGAUGCUGCGUCCACAUUACGAGGGAUUAAACGCCUGAAUUAUAUACUUUGUUUAUUUUUUUUCUUCUUCUUUUGGGAAACGAGCACCGGACGGAAGGUUAAGGCGCACGUUUGGGAUUUUCACGACCUCUCCUAUACCCCCACCCCCACCCUCCUGAGACUGCUGCUGCUGGGAGCAAAUUUCAACCAUUUUGCCAAAGGACCUGCACACUGGAGAAAUAAAGGAUAUACCUUUCGAGAUGUAUCCACAAGGCCGACAUCCGGCUCCGCAUCAACCUGGCCAGCCUGGUUUCAAAUUCACAGUAGCAGAGUCUUGUGACAGAAUAAAAGACGAGUUUCAGUUCCUGCAAGCCCAGUAUCACAGUCUCAAGGUGGAGUACGACAAACUGGCCAAUGAGAAAACCGAGAUGCAGCGCCACUAUGUCAUGUAUUACGAGAUGUCCUAUGGGUUGAACAUCGAGAUGCACAAGCAGACGGAGAUCGCCAAACGACUCAAUGCAAUUUUAGCUCAGAUUAUGCCUUUCCUGUCGCAAGAGCACCAACAGCAGGUUGCUCAGGCAGUGGAGAGGGCUAAGCAGGUGACUAUGACAGAGCUGAAUGCCAUCAUCGGGCAGCAGCAGCUUCAGGCACAGCACCUCUCUCAUGCUGCUCACGGGCCUCCUGUCCAGCUGCCGCCCCACCCUUCAGGUCUGCAGCCACCUGGCCUCCCGCCUGUGACAGGGUCUGGGUCAGGCCUGUUGGCGCUUGGGGCUCUGGGAAGCCAAGCUCACCUCCCAGUAAAGGAUGAAAAGAACCACCAUGAUCUUGAACACAGAGAGAAUACGAAUAAUUCAAUAUCUCCAUCAGAAAGCUUACGAACAGCCAGUGAGAAGCAUCGCAGUUCUUCCGACUACAGUCUGGACUCUAAAAAGCGCAAAGUGGAGGAGAAGGACAGCAUGAGCAGAUACGACAGUGAUGGAGAGAAGAGUGAUGACUUGGUGGUAGAUGUAUCUAAUGAGGAUCCUGCCACUCCACGGGCAAGCCCAGCCCAUUCACCACCUGAAAAUGGCAUUGAUAAGCCACGCCCACCCAAAAAGGACACGCCAAACAGCCCUGCGUCAGUGGCAUCAUCUGGAAGCACACCAUCCUCCAAGGCCAAGGAGCUCAGUCAUAAUGACAAAUCCUCCACGCCUGGUCUCAAAUCCAACACCCCCACCCCACGCAACGAUGCCCCCACCCCUGGCACCAGCUCCACUCCUGGGCUCAGACCCAUCCUGGGCAAACCACCAGGCAUGGAAGCUCUCGCAGCGCCCGCUUUGCGUACCCCUCUGUCCAUUGCAGGCUCCUAUCCUUCCCCCUUUGCCAUGAUGGGCCACCAUGAAAUAAAUGGGGGCCUGACGAAUCCUGGGGUGUAUGCUGGUCUUCACAUUUCCCCUCAGAUGAGUGCUGCAGCAGCUGCCGCUUAUGGACGGUCCCCCAUGGGAUUUGAUCCUCACGCCCCUAUGAGAGCUCCAGGCCUUCCAGCCAGCCUCACUUCUAUUUCGGGUGGCAAACCAGCUUACUCUUUCCACGUCAGUGCAGAUGGUCAGAUGCAGCCUGUGCCCUUCCCACCCGAUGCCCUCAUUGGCCCCGGUAUCCCACGGCAUGCCCGUCAGAUCAACACUCUCAGCCAUGGUGAGGUGGUGUGUGCAGUUACCAUUAGCAACCCCACACGUCACGUUUACACUGGUGGCAAAGGCUGUGUCAAAAUCUGGGACAUCAGCCAACCAGGCAGCAAGAGCCCCGUGUCCCAACUGGACUGUCUGAACAGGGAUAACUACAUCCGAUCCUGUAAGCUGCUGCCUGAUGGUCGCACAUUGAUCGUUGGAGGCGAGGCCAGCACAUUGACCAUCUGGGAUCUGGCCUCGCAGACACCCCGCAUCAAGGCUGAGCUCACCUCCUCGGCCCCGGCAUGCUACGCCUUGGCCAUCAGCCCUGACGCCAAAGUCUGCUUCUCCUGCUGCAGCGAUGGAAACAUUGCCGUUUGGGACCUGCACAACCAGACUCUUGUCAGGCAGUUCCAGGGUCAUACAGAUGGUGCUAGCUGUAUUGACAUUUCCCAUGAUGGUACUAAGCUGUGGACAGGCGGUCUCGAUAACACUGUUCGCUCUUGGGAUCUGAGGGAGGGUCGACAGCUGCAGCAGCAUGAUUUCACUUCACAGAUCUUUUCUUUGGGCUACUGUCCGACUGGAGAAUGGCUCGCUGUGGGCAUGGAGAGCAGUAACGUGGAGGUGCUCCACCAUUCAAAGCCUGACAAGUACCAGCUUCACCUGCACGAAAGCUGCGUUCUCUCCCUCAAAUUUGCCUACUGUGGUAAAUGGUUUGUUAGCACUGGGAAGGACAAUCUGUUGAAUGCUUGGAGGACUCCUUAUGGCGCCAGCAUAUUCCAGUCCAAGGAAUCCUCAUCUGUCCUGAGUUGUGACAUCUCAACAGACGACAAGUACAUCGUAACAGGCUCUGGAGACAAGAAGGCCACUGUAUAUGAAGUGAUUUACUAGAAGGAACUGCUUUGGAUUUGGGGCACGGUGAUGCUCAGGAACAGUAAACUCUUCCUCCAUCUAUCUUCCCUCACACAGACGGCAUGGACUCUGGAUUUUGCCUGCAGCCCGGGAUGGAGGGCAGGAAGUUUGGCAGUGCCAGACUCAAAUGGAGUGCUUGUUUACCCUGGAUUUUGUGUCAUUCACCUCUGCCCUCCAUCAUCGAUACAACACUUGUACAGCAAGUGCAAUUUCUGAAAGCACUAAGAGAAAAAAAAAGUUGCUGUUUUUUUCUGGUUGUUGGAUAUUUCUCAUUUUUUUCCAUACUUUUUAUUGUGGAGAUAAG